AUGGCCGCCCCACCAAGCAAAACCCUGCACACCCUCUCGGGCCAAUGGGCACUCAACAGGACCUACUCGGGCGACUUUUCCCAGAUCCUCGCUCUCCAGGGCAUAAACAUAUUGAUCCGCAAAGCCGCCACGUCGGCCUCGAUCCAACUGAAAAUCAGCCAGCCCGACGACUACCACGUCAGCAUGUAUUCGUCCAUGGCCAGCGGCAGGAUCCCCGGCAAGACGGAGGAGUACACGCUGGACUACGAGUGGCGCGCGGAGAAAGACGCGCUGUUUGGCGAGGUGGUGGCAAGAAGCCGGUGGAUUAGCACGGAUGAUGCGAGGGCCACGGGUGUCGUGAGUCCGGCAGACGAGGCGUGGCUGGAAAGCGGUGCGGAUGCAGAGGGCCGGUUGAUUUACGGAGAGGCCAGGAAGGAGGGCAAGUGGGAGGCGAGCCAUCUGUGGGGCUUUGAACUCAUCAAUGGUCAGAGGAGGCAUGUGAGGAGGGUUAGGGCGAGGAGCGCAAAGGGUCAGGAGUUGAGGGUGCGCAUGGUCUAUGAUUUUGUCAGCGAGUAG
Molecule: messenger RNA, 555 nt
Organism: Exserohilum turcica Et28A
Lineage: Eukaryota; Fungi; Ascomycota; Dothideomycetes; Pleosporales; Pleosporaceae
Exons: 1
Coding region: 1-555 (184 amino acids)
Source: RefSeq, a predicted model, not a curated record